CUCCGUAUGACCUUGUAGAUGAAUCAGAUCUAAUACACUGACGAGAUAUCAGAUUUGCAAUGCCGAUUAAACAGUCCUUGCAUAGUGAACAUCCAGUAGUGGCACUAUCGUAGAGAAAGAUGAAGUUGACGCUUUUAGAGCCAAAAUCAGCAAAAGAAGAUGAAAAGUAUAUAGCACCAGAAGAAGACUUAAAGACUUUUAUAUGUACUGGACUAAGAUUUUUAUAUAUCUUCUACUGCUCCAGACUAGAUUCGCGUCGCCGCAUCUACAUUUUCUGCAAAGUAACUGACUGCUAAGUACACUGCGUGAGCAACAUUAUGGGAACAUCUCUUACCAUUUAUUCUAUUAGUUACUACUCAGUUACGCAAUGAAUUGCAUUAAUUCUAAUUGUAAUUAAUUGCAACCACAGUCAGUGUCAGGCAGAGGCACUUCAACAUACGAGGAGCAACUUACUCACUCUUUCACAAUUUACGGCGGAGAAUAAUUUAUUGCAACCAGCACCUACACUUCUUCAUAGAGGCAUGUUCUUUGUUGAUGAGGAACGCUUCUUCAUAUAAUUGAAGAGCAUAUGCAUACGCUUCUUCAUUCAAGGAUGUUGCGCAUGAAGAUGAACGCUCUUGUGCAUUGAGGGCCGUCUGUUUGAGGAACAAGAGCUCCACUUCCGGUUCAGCAUCUUCAUUGUGAUCGUAACCCGAUGGAUGCGAC
Molecule: messenger RNA, 705 nt
Organism: Amoebophrya sp. A25
Lineage: Eukaryota; Dinophyceae; Syndiniales; Amoebophryaceae
Source: the annotation of a GenBank genome assembly